Molecule: messenger RNA, 1890 nt
Organism: Aphanomyces invadans
Lineage: Eukaryota; Oomycota; Saprolegniomycetes; Saprolegniales; Verrucalvaceae
Product: protein transporter Sec61 subunit alpha isoform 2
Exons: 1
Coding region: 51-1478 (475 amino acids)
Biological process (GO): SRP-dependent cotranslational protein targeting to membrane, translocation; post-translational protein targeting to membrane, translocation
Cellular component (GO): membrane; Sec61 translocon complex
Molecular function (GO): ribosome binding; signal sequence receptor activity; transmembrane protein transporter activity
Source: RefSeq, a predicted model, not a curated record
GUAUACUCGCCAGGUAGAUCCAUUCUUUCUUUUGCAGUGUGGCCAGCAACAUGCGCUUCCUGCACUUGAUCCGCCCAGUCAUGUGCGUGCUGCCCGAAGUGGCGCAGCCUGACCGUAAAAUCCCGUUCCGUGAAAAGGUCCUCUGGUCCGUCAUCGUGCUCUUCAUCUUUUUGGUGUGCUGUCAAAUCCCGCUGUACGGCAUUCAAAUGUCGAGAUCGAGUGAUCCGCUCUACUGGAUGCGUGUUAUCUUGGCAUCGAACCGCGGCACGUUGAUGGAAUUGGGUAUCAGUCCGAUUGUCACGUCCGGCUUGGUCAUGCAAAUGCUGUCCGGAUUGAAGAUGAUUGAGGUCGACCAAAGUUUGAAGGAAGAUCGCGCGUUGUUCAGCGGUGCGACGAAGCUGUUUGGGAUUCUCAUCACCGUCGGUCAAGCCAUUGCGUACGUUGCUUCGGGCAUGUACGGUGACAUUGGUGAAAUCGGUGCCGGGAACGCCAUCUUGAUCAUCAUCCAACUCUUUUUUGCCGGGAUCUUGAUCAUCAUUUUGGACGAAUUGCUGCAAAAGGGCUACGGUCUUGGGUCGGGUAUCUCGCUGUUCAUCGCCACAAACAUCUGCGAAAGUAUUGUUUGGAAGGCGUUCAGCCCUACCACCAUCAACACGGGUCGCGGUACUGAAUUUGAAGGCGCCAUCAUCGCCCUCUUCCACUUGCUUAUCACGCGCUCGGACAAGGCCCGCGCGUUGAAGGAAGCGUUCUACCGCCAAAACUUACCCAACUUGACCAACUUGUUUGCUACGUUGCUGGUCUUCUUCGUCGUGAUUUACUUCCAAGGCUUCCGUGUCGAUCUCCCCGUCAAGUACCAAAAGUACCGCGGCCAGCAGGGCACGUUCCCCAUCAAGCUCUUUUACACGUCCAACAUGCCCAUCAUUUUGCAAACCGCUCUUGUGUCCAACUUGUACUUUGUGUCGCAAUUGCUCUAUAAGCGUUUCGGUGGGUUCAUCCUUGUCCGAAUUUUGGGCACGUGGCAAGACGUGGAAGGCGGCGGCGGACAGUCGAUUCCUGUCGGCGGGUUGGCAUACUACAUGUCUGCCCCUCAGUCGGCGGCGCAAAUCCUGUACGACCCCCUGCGCUUUGUGAUCUACGUGAUCUUCAUUUUGGGGUCGUGCGCCAUGUUUUCCAAAACGUGGAUUGAAAUCUCAGGCUCGUCGUCCCGUGAUGUGGCCAAACAAUUGCGCGACCAACAAAUGGUCAUGAAGGGUCACCGCGAUGCCUCGAUUGUGCACGUCUUGAACAAGUACAUUCCCACAGCAGCCGCCUUUGGUGGUAUGUGCAUUGGCGCUCUCUCUUUGGUCGCCGAUUUGUUGGGUGCGAUUGGUUCGGGCACGGGUAUUUUGCUGGCCGUCACCAUCAUCUAUCAGUACUACGAAUCGUUCGCGAAGGAGCAAGCUGACGUGCCGUUGGCCAGCAUGUUCGGCUUCAACUAAGUAUAAAGCAACCCUCAAGAUGAAGACGGAUUGAACCUGGUUGAGUGUUGGAUUGCGAAGGUGAAGGCGAGGUCGCUUUGUACUGCGUGUUUUCUUCCAAGGACAUCCCCGCACAAGGCACAUGAUCUGGUGUGCUUGUUGCCGACCUCCAAAUUGUACAAUAGUAUAGCUGGAUAGAACCGGAGGACCUCAAAUUGGAUCGAUCGACCGUCAGGUGGCUUCCCGUCGCGCCUUUCAGCGGUGCUACGUCGGCCGAUCGGUUCUAGGUGUGCGAGAGAUCAACCAUUCCGAGGUACCCUCAACGUCAUCGAGUGAACUAAGACCAACCUAAUUCCAUCCCAUCUUCACUUGUCACUCCAAACGAGGCGUCGCAGUUCGUCCUGUCGUCGCCGCCUCCAUUCCACUGUUUUCC